UCUAAAGGCUACUUUUCAUAUCUUGAAAUUCUGAAUUACCGUACAUUUUGAUACAUUUCCCUAUUUUACAAAACAACUUUAUAAAUACAAGUGCUAUCAGGACGUUACAAAGCAGUUAGUGGUUCAUAUUAAGAACAAAAAACUUCAAAAUGUUGACAUGAAUGGAAGUCAUACAAACAACCAAAAGCAUAAUGCUUGUUAGCUGCGUUAACAUUAGCUUUAGCUACAUUAGCACAGAUAGCAAGGCAGUACAUAGACUAAUGUCAAAACUAUCAAACAUUUAUUUUACAAGGGUUAAUCAUAUGAUCAAACUUCUUGCUACAACCAGCAACACUUGUUUUGCCAGUUACAUUGACAGGGAAACUGAAACCUUAGGAGAUUUUCAUCUACACUCACACACAUCUGGUACUUGACAGCAGCAGACUAACAGAGGGCUUUGGACAUGCUAACUGCAGGUCAAGUCGACGCAGGCUGAUGAAGAUGUUGGGCAGAGUCACUUGGUGCUGUGUAGCUCUGCUCCUUGCCCUGACCUCUGUGUCGGCUGUACAGAAGACGCUCGAAUCAAUCAGUGAUUUGAAGAAAAUCGACUUUGGCCAAUCUGUGCCCAAGCACAGUCUUCUGUUGCUCCACUGGUUCGCCAACGAGAUCAACAUCGAUAACAACGGUAUUAUACAGCUGACCUUUGACCCAGAGAGGGGAAAUUAUGGUUCACAUCAUUAUGGCAACUUUGAGGGGCUGCUGGACCCACUGCCUCUGGGAAAUCAAUACCAGUACUACACUAUUGGAAAUCUCAAUCAGGGCACCUCAAUCGAACUUCCUCCCUAUGUGGUGCAUCCCCAAAGGGAGUAUGUGGGAAGAAACAGAGACAGGAUCAUAAUUCGGGUCAGGGACCCAAACAUAGAAGGGCGAGCACACCGGAGAAUAGACAGAGUGUUUAUCACACAGCAUUACGACAGUAAUGAAAAUCAGGGGACCGCUUAUGAUCCAGAUCAUACAUACAGGAUCACUAUUAACCUCCUGAGAGAGAUCAGAGAGUUUGAUGUGGGAGAAAAUGCACGGCCACUGUCAUAUCUCAGAAACCACUUUGGAAGCAACGCUGAUGAUUUCGACAUAGAAAACACAUGGGGUAAACUUGCUUGCCUUGGACUGCUGUUGUACAUUGUGAUCGAGGCAAAGCACUCCCCUAACAAACAGAACAACCGCCCUGAAAGCAAAAGAAAUCCUAGUAAUGAGAGAAAGCACAAUUUUCCUAGAAAUGUCCAAAACAAGAGAGAUUGUGUCGUGAAUAUCGCAAAUUAUGAGGACCCUGUAGCCAGCAGGCGAACAGGAAACAGAGAAUCAGACUGUUGCAACACUUCAAAUUGCUGUUUGAUUUGUGUUGCCUGCAUAAUUGUAAUUGUAUUAGUAUUUGUAAUUGUAUUUGGUAUUAUUUAUUUUCGUUAAAUGAUAAGAAGAGAUACAGUGAUUUAUCUUGAGGGCUUCUUGGAAGAAAACCAAAAGCAGAAAACAGACAUAUAGAUUGGGGUGAUACUUUUGGGCUCUGCAUUGUUUUUGUAUUUAUUUUAGUUUGUUUCUUUAUUUAGAAACAAAAAUAUAAUUAAAACAGGGAGGGUAAAGAUACUGUUUAACACCUGAACAUCCUCUAAGGGUUGUUAUGAUGUAUGUCUUGUUUUCAUCUCCAUAAUUUAGAUUUCUUUAACUUUUGAAUCUUUUUGGUGAACGGUGUUAGUUUAGAUUGACAUAUAGACUUGGUAAAACAUGUUUUAGAUGAAAACUUAAAUCUUCAAAUCUCAAACUGUGCGUGAAGAUAGGCUGAGAGUCUUCAGGACAUUUAGAAGUGUAUAGCCCAAUUUACUCAUAAAUACAGUUUGUAAAUAACAGGAGGGUUUUUUCUUUAUACUUUAAACUGAACACAUUGGCAUUUAUUGAAUAUUUUACUGCACUGCUUUGGCGCCAUCAUAAAGCUCAUAAAGGUUCAGCAUUAAUAAUCCAAUAGUAAUGAUUAACUGAUGAUUGUACAAUGUCUGAUACAGACGAAUAAAAUACAAUUUUACUGAAAAAUGAAA
Messenger RNA from Eleginops maclovinus (Patagonian blennie), 2066 nucleotides. RefSeq lists its product as uncharacterized. Lineage: Eukaryota; Metazoa; Chordata; Actinopteri; Perciformes; Eleginopidae. The record is from RefSeq and is a predicted model, not a curated record. Bases 475 to 1443 code for a protein of 322 amino acids. The transcript is spliced from 2 exons.